This is a messenger RNA of Neogale vison (American mink), 2945 nucleotides long. RefSeq names its product solute carrier family 16 member 13 (gene SLC16A13). Gene Ontology annotation, molecular function: monocarboxylic acid transmembrane transporter activity. The record is from RefSeq and is a predicted model, not a curated record. Lineage: Eukaryota; Metazoa; Chordata; Mammalia; Carnivora; Mustelidae. Bases 1372 to 2649 code for a protein of 425 amino acids. Gene Ontology annotation, biological process: transmembrane transport; monocarboxylic acid transport. The transcript has 4 exons.
UGCACCCUCUCUAUAAACGGACAAAAAACAGCCUCUCAUGUGUCACUUGUCUGGAUAUGAGCCCUUGAGCCCAAGUUGCAAGGUCCAAGUCCUGGGGGGCAGGAAUUAGAAGGAAGAAACAAAGCCAAGCCAUUAGUGUUAUGUAAAGUGGAGAGACUGGAUACUGGUUGAAUAGGAGGGGCUGACCGCCCCGUGAUAAGAGCUUCCCUCUUUCGACAACCCCAUCACGAGAUCAGAACCUGCUGUUAGGAAAUAGUUUUACCAGAGGGCAGAGGAAAAGCUUUCAACCCCACUGAGGAGGGGGUGUAGGUGGUGCUGGGAGGCCCUGAGUGCAUCCACGGCCGCCCUUCCUCUCCCGAGUUAUUUUUGGUCUCUGUGACUUGUAGAUUUCCUGUUAGCGAGGACAGAAGCAACAGGAACCGAGUUGCCACUGCAGACACAAGUGCCCGCAGUCCAACAGUCCGUUUCCCCAAUCUCUUCCUCGGCCCCGGUGCCCCUCGGGGAUCCGGGCAUCAGGGUUCUAGUGUGCACGGGCGCUGGGACAGGUAUUUCGUUUGAGUCUCAGGGCAGAACCCCUACACUCACCCCGACCUGACCUUGCCACUGGGCCCCUCAUUCAGCAAGUUAGUGUCCUCCUUUCCUGAACCUGUUCCCCCCCCAACCCCCAUGAGCUCCCUCCGUGAGGGUCUUGGCGCGGGAUCCUGGACCAAUGGGCUGGUGGGGUGGACGGGAGGUGCAACAGCCUCCGAGCAGGUCCCUCAGUUACGCGGGGCCCAUCGAGUCGACCUUCCGAGGGCCCCCUCCAGACGCAUGCGCCCCACUCACUGUCCGGGUCCAGAACCGAGCUCUAAGCCCCGCCCUGCCCUCCUGGCUCCACCUCCCCGGCUCCGGGGUCCCGCUUCCCCGCUGGCCAGCGGUGAACAGGCAUGACAGCUGGGACCCGCAGGUUGCUGAUGACCUCAGGGAUCGCAGCGAUAAGGCGGAGGGAUAACCCGCACGGAGGCUGGCGCGCUGCAGAGCCGGCGCCGAACCCCAGGGCCGCCUCCGGACUCCAGGCUGAACGUCGGGGCCCCGCCCGGGCCCGUGCAGCCCAGGCCUUGACCAGCUGCGCUCGGCCCACGGAGCCCCGCCCCCGGGAGCCGCAGGCGCGGAGGCCGCCCGCUCUCCCCACCUAGGCUGCCGGGCCGGGGGAGAGGCUUAGGCGUCCACCGCAGCCUCCCUGCCUCCGGGGCUCGUCGGUGCCUUCCUCUGCAGCCGCAGCAGCCUGGCCUCCGGCGCGCGGCUGGGCGGCCCGGAGAGUAGAGGUGGGGGGUCCCGCGCCCUGCUCCCAACCGGGCUGCGCGGAGUGUCGGCAGCCCCGUGCCCUCGCCGAUGGCGCCCAGGGCCGAACCCCCCGACGGGGGCUGGGGGUGGAUGGUGGUGCUCUCCGCGUUCUUCCAGUCGGCGCUGGUGUUCGGGGUGCUCCGCUCCUUCGGCGUCUUCUUCGUGGAGCUGGUGGCAGCGUUUGAAGAGCAGGCGGCGCGUGUCUCCUGGGUCGCCUCCAUAGGGAUCGCCGUGCAGCAGUUCGGGAGUCCCGUGGGCAGUGCCCUGAGCACGAAGUACGGGCCCAGGCCCGUGGUGAUGGUGGGGGGCAUCUUGGCUGCGUCGGGGAUGCUGCUCGCCUCCCUUGCUACCUCCUUGACCCACCUGUACCUCAGUAUCGGGCUGCUCUCAGGCUCUGGCUGGGCCUUGACCUUCACUCCGACCCUGGCUUGCCUGUCCCGUUACUUCUCUCGACGUCGAUCCCUGGCCACAGGGCUGGCACUGACCGGUGUGGGCCUCUCUUCCUUUGCCUUUGCCCCACUUUUCCAGUGGCUGGUCAGCCGCUAUGCCUGGAGGGGGGCCCUACUUCUGGUGUCUGCCCUGUCCUUGCACCUGGUGGCCUGUGGUGCUCUCCUCCGCCCGCUCUCCCUGAGGGAGGACCCUAUUGUGGGCGGCCCGGCGGCCCAGCUCACCUCCCUGCUGCAUCACGGCCCCUUCCUCCGCUAUACGGCUGCCAUCACACUCAUCAACACUGGCUACUUCAUUCCCUAUGUGCACCUGCUGGCCCACCUCCAGGACCUGGGUUGGGACCCACUAUCUGCUGCCUUCCUACUCUCAGUGGUGGCUGUCUCUGACCUCGUGGGACGUGUGGUUUCUGGGUGGCUAGGAGAUGCGGUCCCAGGACCCGUGGCACGACUGCUGAUGCUCUGGACUGCCCUGACGGGGGUGUCCCUGGCCCUGUUCCCUGUGGCUCGUGCUCCCACGGCCCUAAUGACUCUGGCCGUGGCCUACGGCUUCACAUCAGGGGCCCUGACCCCGGUGGCUUUCUCCGUGUUGCCUGAACUGGUGGGGACUGGAAGGAUAUACUGUGCCCUGGGACUGGUGCAGAUGGUCGAGAGCAUUGGGGGGCUGCUGGGGGCUCCUCUGUCAGGUUACCUCCGGGAUGUGACAGGCAACUACACAGUUUCUUUCGUGGUGGCCGGGGCCUGCCUUCUGGCAGGAAGUGGCAUCCUCAUCACUCUGCCUCACUUCUGCUCCCCGGCCUCUGCCUCCAAGCCCCGGGACCUUGUCACAGAGGCAGUGGACACCACAGUCUCUCAGACCAGGGACGUGCUGGGAAGGGACUGAACUGCACAAAGGGGCUGUCAGACCGAGAGGCCAGAGCUCGGCAGCUCCAGAUUCUCCUCCUCUGGCCCAUCCUGGUGCCCACAGAACCACAGUGCCUUAAGCAUCUUGAUCAGCUCCCCCACAGGGCAGGCCUGGGCUGGGCGGUGAUCCUGCCUGUGUGCGCCAACCCCCUAGUAUUUUGCUGAGGACUCUUAUCUCUUCUUUGCUCCCACAACCUUUAUGGAAGGAUCCAGGAGCUCGGCCUUCUCCCUGGGGGCUGUGAAUCAGCUGUGACAACUAAAGGCCAAGAGACUUAA